CCUGCCGCCCGCACCCCGCUACCCGCACCCUGCCCAGCGGUGUCCGAAGCCGGAGGGGCGGGCCGGGGCGGAGCGGGCUGCGCGGUGCGGCCAUGGCGGCGGUGCUGCUGCUGGCGGGGCUCCUGGCGGUCGCCGUCGUCGCGUGGGUUUGGUUUCCUCCCGGAGCCCCCCGCCGUCCCCCGUGCAUCGGGAGCCGCGUGCCCUGGCUGGGGGCCGCGUUCCGCUUCGGCAGAGCGCCGCUGGAGUUCAUCGAGCGAGCCCGGGCCGAGCACGGUCCCAUCUUCACCGUGUUCGCCCUGGGGAAGCGAUUUACGUUUGUGACUGAGGAGGAAGGAGCCGACGCAUUCUUUACCUCGAAGGACCUCAAUUUUGAGCAGGCGGUACAACAAGUUGUUGCGAAUGCAGUCUCUGUUCCUGCAGAAGCCUUCUAUCAGAGCCACGGCAAGCUGUACAGCAUGAUGAAGGGGAAAAUGGGUCUCUCCAACCUGCACGUGUUCACAGGCACGCUGUGUAAGGAGCUGCACGAGCACAUGGCACAGCUGGGCACCGCGGGCACGGGCGACCUCAUGGAGCUGGUGAGGCACCUGAUGUAUCCAGCAGUGGUGAACACCUUGUUUGGGAAAGGCAUCUGCCCGACCAGCCAGAGCGAACUCAAGGAGUUUGAAGAACAUUUUUGGAAGUACGAUGAGGACUUUGAAUACGCUUCUCAGAUGCCAGAGUGCUUCCUGAGGAACUGGUCUAAAUCCAAAAAAUGGCUUCUAAAAUUAUUUGAGAAAGUAGUGGCAGAUGCUGAAAGAACCAACCCUUCGGAGACCACAUCCAAGACGCUACUUCAGCACCUCCUGGAUAACUUGCAAGCAAAACAUCUGGCUCCCAACUACGGUCUCCUGAUGCUCUGGGCCUCCCAAGCAAACACUGUCCCUAUUGCAUUUUGGACCCUUGUUUUCAUACUCUCUUGUCCUUCUGUUUACAAGAAGAUCAUGGAAGACCUGGCUUCUGUUUUUGGCAGCGCAGGCAAGGAUGAAAUAGAAGUCUCUGAAGAGGACCUGAAGAACCUCCCUUACAUCAAGUGGUGCGCUCUGGAAGCCAUACGGCUGAGGUCUCCAGGUACAAUCACCAAGAAAGUCAUCAAGCCGAUAAGAAUUCAGAAUUUCACCAUCCCUGCAGGUGACAUGCUGAUGUUGUCUCCGUAUUGGCUGCACAGGAAUCCGAAAUAUUUUCCCGACCCAGAAGCGUUCAAACCCGAUCGUUGGAAAGAGGCAAAUUUAGAGAAGAAUGCUUUCUUGGACAGAUUUGUGGCAUUUGGAGGAGGGAAGCAUCAGUGUCCAGGAAGGUGGUUCGCUAUCAUGGAAAUCCAGUUGUUCGUUGUGCUGCUCCUGUACAAAUAUGAGUUUGUGCUUUUGGAUGCGGUGCCGAAGGAGAGCCCUUUGCAUUUGGUGGGGACACAGCAACCCCUGACACCGUUCCGGGUCCAGUAUAAAUGCUGGAAUGAAAGGAGCCCACUACUAACUUAGCUUUCUUUGCCAGCCACUGCCGGGUGAAUGGGUUGCUGGGCUGCUUCUCUGCUCCACGUAUUCAAACAAGUUCUCUGCUGUUACAGGUCUUAAUUUCGACUUUAAAUUCUGUACAUGCUCUGCAUUGCAAUAUGCCAUGAUAAUGCA
Messenger RNA from Numida meleagris (helmeted guineafowl), 1661 nucleotides. Its product is annotated as 24-hydroxycholesterol 7-alpha-hydroxylase. The transcript has 12 exons. The coding region runs from base 93 to 1514 and encodes 473 amino acids. Gene Ontology annotation, biological process: bile acid biosynthetic process; cholesterol homeostasis. Lineage: Eukaryota; Metazoa; Chordata; Aves; Galliformes; Numididae. Gene Ontology annotation, molecular function: steroid hydroxylase activity; heme binding; oxidoreductase activity, acting on paired donors, with incorporation or reduction of molecular oxygen. The record is from RefSeq and is a predicted model, not a curated record.